AUGCCGCUCUGCCAACGCUGCGCUCCUCUUACAGUCAACAAGCUACUCGAAAAUGACGUCCUCUUCCACGCCGACAUGGGCGCCCUGAAAGCAAGCGCAGAGCGAGGCUGCGAAUUUUGCUUACUGUGCUGGGACGCUGUGCACACCACGCAAGAACCCCGAGUGGCCAAGCUUGUUCGGGGCGAAUCUGCCUGGCUGGAGGGGGAGUCGUGGACUCCGACCGUCUGGCUCCGCGGCGUCAACCUUUACCACCGCGGCGACGCCGGCGCGAAGGUUGAGAUCACCUGCGGAAAGCUCCGCGAGGGAGGAUUGGGGGAGCCCGAGCCGGGGUCGGACUACAAUCCAUUACCAUCGGUAAACCUUCUAUGUUUCGACUCCGCGGGCGCCGCAGCACCGCCGACUGCAACCCGGAGUUUGACCACGAACGGGCUGCGCGAGCGCUACAUAGCACUAUCGUACUGCUGGGGGGUAGACACCUCCGGUGUUCUCACUCUCAACGCCAACACUCACACGGCCUUGGUUCAGGGCGUGCCGGAAACGCAACUGGCCAAGACGCACAGGGAGGUGGUAUCCCUGGCUCGUGCGCUCGGCGUCCGCUAUGUAUGGGUGGACGCGCUGUGCAUCAUCCAGGGCGACGUCAAGGACUGGGAACGGGAGUCCAAGCGCAUGGCUGAGGCGUACGGCAACGCGACCCUGACCGUCAUCGCGGGGCGGUCCGCGGCGUCAAAGGACGGCUUCAUCACCAACGACUCUUUCCGUAAGGAGCGCCGGCCGAGCCCUUGCGUGCUGCCGGUAGAUGGCUCGGUCGAUGCCGGUGUGCUGGCCGUCGGGCCCUUCCGCUCCGAUUCCUACGGGCCCGUGUCCGGGCGGGGAUGGUGUUUCCAGGAGAAGAUGCUGUCCCGGCGGGCUGUGGUGUUUGCAGAGCAGCAACUUGGUUUUUAUUGCGCGGUGGAGGGAGUGUGGGAGAACGGCGUGGCUAAACCAAAUCUCUGGCGUCCAAGGUUCCUCCAGCGGCCGGUAUCGUCGACGGCUACCACCAGUAGCAGCGAAACCCCAAAACGGCCUGCCCACCUUAGUGCCCAGGACGAGAUCCUCAGAAGUUGGUAUGGACUCCUAACCCAAUUCUCCGCAUGCCAGUUGUCCAACCCGCACGACGUCUUCGCGGCCAUCAUCGCCGUCGCGCAGCAGGCCUCCCGCGUUCUCAACUCGCGAUAUCUCGCCGGGAUAUGGGAAUGCGAUCUCGUGCGCGGCUUGCUCUGGAGGCCGGCCCAUCAUUUCCGAACCGAAGUUGCCAUGAAAACACCGACAACACGUCCCAAGCCGUCCAAGCUCACGGGAACGGGCCCCGUCAUCCGCGCGCCCUCGUGGUCGUGGGCCGCAGUAGAAGGGCCUAUAUCCUUACCUUUGGGGUCCCUCGGGUUCACCCCGGGCGUGGUGGCAAGGCAGCGCGACCCGGCAUACCCAAAGAUCCGCCCGAAGCAGUCGAACCCCGUACGGUGGUCGCUCGAUAAUAAGUGUGGUAUUGACGCCAUGCAUAUGCCGGCAUGUGAGCUGCAGCUGGUGGGUCAUGUAGCCAAGGUCCGGGUACUUACAGAGUCGGUACUCGGCUAUAUUGACGCGAGGAUGCGCCACAGGAAUAUCAGGCGGGCGGGGGCGGUGGCAAACGGGGUACUGCUUGCUGAGCCGACCCCGUCUGGUGUUACGGUAGGGGGUGAACCCUGGGAUCAGGUUGUCGGCCUGGCAUUCUUCGAUGUUAAGGAGGAGAGAAAAGGGUUUGACUUCGCCUGGUGUCUCCCAGUUGUGCCGGACUUGGGACUUUUGUUAGAGAGGAAGCUAGAUGGCAAGUUUAGCCGUCUGGGCUUUGUUUACAUUCAGAAGUUGAGACUGGUUUCUUCAGCAGGUGGAAGGGGACAUCUGUUUAUGCUAGACUACCGAGUACAUAGGUAUCUAUAA
This is a messenger RNA of Chaetomium globosum CBS 148.51, 1953 nucleotides long. RefSeq lists its product as uncharacterized. The record is from RefSeq and is a predicted model, not a curated record. NCBI's taxonomy places the organism in Eukaryota, Fungi, Ascomycota, Sordariomycetes, Sordariales, Chaetomiaceae. The coding region runs from base 1 to 1953 and encodes 650 amino acids. The transcript has 3 exons.